AUGGCCGGCAAGGAGCGAUUCGAGGUUGCCGUCAAGGGGCUGCCCAAGGAUGGGGCGAAGAGCUCAUUCGAGGGCAAACUCGGCGACUAUUCAGCAGCCAUUGUGGACUACAUCGAGGACGAGAUCCCUGAGCCCCCUCUUGGAAAGUCCGGCGACAGCAAGAACGUGGGUGAGGGCCUCUUCCCAGCUUUUGUGAGUUACUUGCAGAGCUUUGACAAGGCUGAAGAGAAGGAGAAGCGAUCAUAUCUCAGGACCAAGCUGCAGGAGAUUGACACCUUCCUACAGGCAGGGGGGGGUGCAGAUAGCCACAAGCCCUACAUUCAUGGCAAGUCGGUAGGACCCAACGACCUUGAGCUGGCUCCAAAAAUCCACCAUGUCCAGCUGGUCACCAAGCAGUUUAAGGACUGGGAUGUGUACACUGCCUUCCCCGCGAUUGGCGAAUACGCUGGGGCCAUGCAGAAUCGCCAGAGCUGGAAGAAUACAAAGUAUGAGGACGGACUGGUGAUUCAGGAGUGGGGCGACAAAGUGAAGAGCUUCAAGGGCUAA
Auxenochlorella protothecoides is the source of this 546-nucleotide messenger RNA. Its product is annotated as Glutathione S-transferase DHAR2. The coding region runs from base 1 to 546 and encodes 181 amino acids. The transcript is spliced from 5 exons. Gene Ontology annotation, molecular function: glutathione dehydrogenase (ascorbate) activity. The record is from RefSeq and is a predicted model, not a curated record. NCBI's taxonomy places the organism in Eukaryota, Viridiplantae, Chlorophyta, Trebouxiophyceae, Chlorellales, Chlorellaceae. Gene Ontology annotation, biological process: ascorbate glutathione cycle; cellular oxidant detoxification.